Ceraceosorus bombacis is the source of this 1860-nucleotide messenger RNA. The record is from the annotation of a GenBank genome assembly. Lineage: Eukaryota; Fungi; Basidiomycota; Exobasidiomycetes; Ceraceosorales; Ceraceosoraceae.
AUGUCUGUGAGUAUGUGCAUCCAAGCUAUCAGGACCAGCAAGAUGUUCAUGCCGCUCACAUCAAUCACCACGCCUCGAUACUGGCCAUGUUCGCGCUGUCAGCGUGGAGGCAUCAACGCUGGCGAUUCCAAGCUCGUCUUCGAGUCUUCCGAGGAGGUCAAAGUCGCGCCGACUUUUGACGCUUUGGGGCUCAAGGAGGAUUUGCUGCGAGGGAUAUACGCCUACAACUUCGAGCGCCCCUCAGCCAUCCAACAGAGGGCCAUCUUGCCCAUCGUGAGGGGAAGGGAUGUCAUCGCUCAAGCUCAAAGCGGAACGGGAAAAACGGCAACUUUUAGCAUCGCCCUGUUGCAGAGCAUCGAUACCAGCUUGAGGGAAACGCAGGCGCUGGUACUUAGCCCGACAAGGGAGUUGGCAACGCAGAUUCAGAGUGUCGUGCUGGCCUUGGGGGACUACAUGAACGUGCAAUGUCAUGCUUGCAUCGGUGAGUGUGCUCCUUCUUCACAGGAGAAAUUCUGCUGGGAAGGGAGUGCAGCGGUCCUCUGUCUGCCAGGACAGGCUACAUGCUCUUUGAUUCAUGGAGCGGAAUACUCUAACUUCUCUGUUGCUGAUACCUGUCUGCGCUUUGAAUCGCUCCGAUCUUAGGAGGAACCUCUGUGGGCGAAGACAUUCGCAAGUUGGAGUACGGGCAGCACGUGGUCUCUGGGACACCCGGCAGAGUAUUCGACAUGAUCCGCAGGAGGCAUCUUCGCACAAAGAACAUCAAGAUGCUCAUCCUGGAUGAGAGCGACGAACUUCUCAAUUUGGGCUUCAAAGAUCAGAUCUACGACGUGUACAGAUACCUGCCCCCAGCUACUCAGGUAGUGCUGCUCUCAGCCACGCUGCCCCAGGACGUGCUCGAGAUGACUACCAAGUUCAUGACAGAUCCGUAAGUAGCCUCCGCGUCAUCGCUUCAUUUGCAGUGCCAGCAUGUAAUUGACGGCAAACUCUCUAUGCCAUAAGAAUUCGUAUCCUAGUCAAGCGUGACGAGCUAACGUUGGAAGGCAUCAAGCAGUUCUUCGUAGCGGUGGAAAAGGAGGAUUGGAAGUUCGACACACUCUGCGAUCUGUACGACACGCUCACCAUCACUCAGGCGGUCAUCUUUUGCAACACGAGGAGAAAAGUGGAUUGGUUGACGGAAAAAAUGCGGGAGAAUAAUUUUCAAGUCAGCAGUAUGCACGGCGAAAUGCAGCAAAAGGAGAGGGACGCCAUCAUGGCCGAGUUUAGGCAGGGUGCUAGCAGGGUGCUCAUCACUACCGAUGUGUGGGCGCGAGGCAUAGACGUUCAGAACGUGUCGCUGGUCAUCAAUUACGAUUUGCCUUCGUGAGUGCUGGGCGAAUCGAACUUGCGUUGAAUCAGAUAGCUCACGGAACUGGUGCCCGUGCUUCAGCAACCGCGAGAACUACAUCCACCGUAUCGGUCGAUCAGGUCGUUUCGGGCGCAAGGGUGUCGCGAUCAAUGUGAGUGAUUGUCAAGCUCUCAAAGAGGCUGUAAAGGGGGCGCGCCGAAGCUCACGGAUCUCAUUCAUCACCUUUUGAUCCGCAGUUCGUCACAGUGGAAGACGUUAGGAUUCUGCGAGAUAUCGAACAGGUCAGUCACUGUGCUGCUCUGCGAGUGAUGGGGUAGACGAGCUAACGUGCCCCCUUCGUCUUACCUCUGCCAUCCACAGUACUACGCGACGGUCAUCGAUGAGAUGCGUGAGUUGGGCAGCCCUUAGGAUUGGCAGAGUGUUGCACUGCUAUCCCUCAUGCUGACAUUUGCAUAUGUCGUCCCCACCUGCUCGUAGCUGUGCGAGUCGAGGAUUUGGUACGUUUCGCCCCGUGA